Messenger RNA from Aphidius gifuensis, 1536 nucleotides. Its product is annotated as methylosome protein 50-like. Gene Ontology annotation, molecular function: protein binding. Gene Ontology annotation, cellular component: methylosome. The transcript is spliced from 5 exons. Gene Ontology annotation, biological process: oocyte axis specification. The record is from RefSeq and is a predicted model, not a curated record. NCBI's taxonomy places the organism in Eukaryota, Metazoa, Arthropoda, Insecta, Hymenoptera, Braconidae. The coding region runs from base 135 to 1127 and encodes 330 amino acids.
CUGGUCAGUGGUCACAUACUCACAUAGUCACAUGUGUCCCGGCUUUUUCUAGUCUCCGUCCUGUUUAUUAUUUAUAAGUAAUAUAAACACAAAAUAUUAAUCAAUCAUUGAAUAUUGAUUAAUUUAAGUCAAGUAUGGAAAGAAAUCAACUUCAACAUCCAAAUACAAACGCUGAUUAUUACAGGAGUUUGGGGCCUUCUGAUAGGCCACCAGCUCCUAUAAAUCGUUUACAAUUUAUUGCGGUUCACAAAGAUGGAACAGCAGUCGUUGGUGGUAGCAAUAUGACUGAUCGCUAUUGGUGUGGAAGAGUUUGGUUUUUUAAUGAUACAUCAACAUUUCACCGCAACCGUGCUCAUGCAACAGCAAAUACAGUUUGUGAUGCUGCAUUUUUAGCAUCAGAUAUAUUCUUGUUAGCUGAAGAUGGUGGUGGUUUACAAACUUUGAGUGUCAACAAAGACAAUGAAUCAUGGAACACAUGUUUUGUCAGUACUGCCUAUGCUUGUCAUCACCACGACAGUAUCACUUCAAUUGCUGUUUUUGAAUGUAAAAAUAAUUUUCUCACUUGCUCAAAAGAUUUAAGCUUAAAAGUAUGGGAACAAGAAACGUUUAUUCCUGUUUUUUCGUAUGAGACAGCUCAUACUAAAAAAAUAACCAGUAUUGAUGUUAUGCCAAAUGUCCAAUCAGUAUUUUUAUCUACCUCAAUGGAUCGUACUCUUACUAUAUGGGAUACAAACAAAUCGACACCAGCCCAAGAUUUAUAUGAACACUCCUGUGGACUAACAGCUUCAUCUUGGAGUCCAAUCAAUGAACAUGAAAUUGCUGUUGGCGGACUUGAUGGAACAGUUAUUUUGAUUGAUACUCGUCAACCGAAAAAAAAAAUCUGCCAGGUGGAUGCGUUUUCUCGUCAAGUUCACAAGCUUAAGUAUCAUCCGAAAAGAGAAAGUAUUGUGGCUGGUUGCUGUGAUGAUAUCCAGUUGAAAGUAAUGAAAUCAUCAGAUUAUUUAUCCAAUAUUUACAUUGAUGAUCGUCAUACUGAUUUCGUUCGAAGCAUUGCAUGGAAUGAUGACGAUUUGUUGAGUUGUUCUUGGGAUGACACGAUACUUAAGCACCACAUAACAAACUUUUAAAAAAUAUUAUUGUUUCCCGUAAAAUCGACUUUUAAAAAAACCUGUCGAUCAAAAGUGUAAAAACAUUAAUGAAAACAUGGAAAAAAUAUCAUUUUUCAUUUGUCUACCAGGUUGAUAAUUUUAAUUUAUAUUUGUCAUUUUUUUAUCAAUAAUUAAAAGCAUACUUUUUAAAAAAAUAUUGUUAGCUUGAUCAACAUUUUGUCAUUUCAAAAAAAAAAAAAAUUCAUCAUGAAUCAGGGCUCAUAAAUCAGUCUUUUUGAACAAACUAAGUAUUGUGAUCGAAUUAUUGCGCAUGUUUUGUAUCAAUUAACAUUUUAAUUUAUUGAGCCACAUUUUUUAAAGACUGGAAUAAACAAAUUAAAUUUGUAUAUUUUCAUUUUUUUUUACAAGUAAAUGUGUAACAAUUUCU